Pelobates fuscus (common spadefoot toad) is the source of this 1909-nucleotide messenger RNA. It is a transcript of the gene CLDN15, whose product is annotated as claudin 15. Gene Ontology annotation, cellular component: plasma membrane; bicellular tight junction. The transcript has 5 exons. Gene Ontology annotation, molecular function: structural molecule activity. The record is from RefSeq and is a predicted model, not a curated record. Bases 597 to 1295 code for a protein of 232 amino acids. NCBI's taxonomy places the organism in Eukaryota, Metazoa, Chordata, Amphibia, Anura, Pelobatidae. Gene Ontology annotation, biological process: cell adhesion; bicellular tight junction assembly.
AUAGCUUCAGGGGAGAGAGGAGUUUAGAAGAGACAGCCACAGGAGUUUAACAGGACAGUCAGCAGAGGAGUGAGGGAAAGCAGCCAGAUCCAUUCUACUGAGGAGAUAGAUAGGGAUUUCAUAUCUGGGCAGGUGAAGAAUUAUCUGAGACAGACAGACACUAAAGAAGGGUCAGUAAGGAAAGGAAGCAGACAGAGGGCGAAGUGUAUCAGACAAAGGUGAAGCGUGGCACGGACUGUCACAGAACAGCUGAGAUUAGGAACAGAAAGAAAGCUGGCAGAAGACAAUCGAAUAAAGGUGGCUCACAGAGUGUCUGGGUAUGGACACAAAGUCGGAUUAGUGAAAGAGGAAGACAAGUGGAGAGGUGACAGUAAACGAGAGGGAGAGAGGUGACAACGUGGGGUUAGAGGUGGAGAGGUGAUACAGGUGGACUGGUGCUAGACGCAGAGAGACAUUUAAUUUGCGGUAUCAGAGUGCAGAAGGCUCCUUUAAUAUAAAUAGUUCUGGGAUCUAAGUACAGUCAUCCAACCUAACAGCCUAAAAUAAGGUCUCUUCUUGCCCAACAUUCUCCAAAACGUUUUCAUUUCUCUGAAGACAUGUCGGCGGCAGUGGAGGCUGUGGGUUUUUUCUUUGGGGUGACAGGGUCAGUCAUGUUGGGGAUCUCUCUCUUCAAUGCCAACUGGCGUGUGUCCUCAGUCGAUGGGAACGUCAUCACGACAUCCACAAUAUAUGAAAACCUCUGGAUGAGUUGUGCAACCGAUUCCACGGGAGUCUACAACUGCCGGGAAUUCCAAUCCUUGCUGGCCUUGUCAGGUUACCUGCAGGCCUCUCGUGCCCUGAUGAUCUGUUCCCUUGUAUUUGGGUUCUUCGCCUGUCUGUGCGGAAUGCUUGGGCUGCAAUGCACGAAGGUCGCAGAUGGAAACGCUGCACUAAAGGGCAAACUUGCUGUAACAUCAGGGGCCAUCUCUAUAUUUUCUGGUAUCUGUGCUGGCAUUGCAGUAUCCUGGUACGCUUUCAACAUCACCAAGCAGUUUUUUGACCCACUUUACCCAGGAACCAAAUAUGAGAUCGGGCCGGCUCUCUACCUUGGCUGGUCAGGAGCUUUAUUGGAUGUUGUUGGAGGUGGACUUCUCUGCUGCUCGUACAAACAGUUUUCCAAACCAACAAAUAAUUUCUCCUACAACUAUCGCGCUCCCCAAGUGAUGUCUUCCAGCAAGGCUACACCCCAAGCUGCCCUCCCACGAUACGAGUCUAGCAAUAGUAUUUGUAAAUAUGGCAAGAAUGCUUAUGUAUAAGACUAGAAGGACUGUGUGUGCUAUGCAAUGCCAAUGGGUAUCAUCACGGCACUAUCCCAUUAGCCUCUGCAGUGGUCCAUUACCAUUUUCAGUCCUAAAACUUGGUGGCACUGACGUUCUUCAUACGGAAUCCCAUUCCCAUGGGAAGAAAAACACAAGAUUGUCAAUGGGCCACAAACUUUUUCUACAGGAACUUUUCAUCCUAUUCCACCAGAGUCCUACAGUCAUGAAAUAAAUGUUCUGAUUUUUGAAUUGUUUUUAUAUUUAACUUUUUUUUUUUUUUAUAUAAAAUAAAGCAAUUUAUUUCUUGAGCAAUUUUCAAGGGCAAUCUGAGAAGACCUUUGCCUCUAAUAUGAUAUGUGAUGCAAACAAAUGGUUCCACCUUCACAAUUUUUGUAUCCCAAAAAUGACGUUUAGAUGAUUGAAGUUAUUUCUGUCUUCGAAAGUUAAUCACUCAAUCAUAUAAUUGCUAACAGAAGAUUUUCAACUGAAAUUACUCUUUUCUUUUUUUUAAUAAUUUUGUUUUGUAACUUUACAAAGGAUAUUCGCUUGAAAGUUUUGAGAUUAUAGAUGCUUUCAUUUGCAAUAUGAUGGGUUGAAGGAUUCUUCCAGCA